AGGGUCCAAAACACAGAUUUCUUAAGAUUAAGAAUUUUGUUAAACCUUAACACGUGGUGGAUAAUAUCUCGGUGGCAGCGUAUUUUAUCCCUUUCAUCCGACCAAUGAUUACACACCACGAUCAGCUGAUAAGCCAUCUGGCAUAUGCCGCUCUGCUGUUGACGUGGAGGUGGACGUGUAAGUAUCUACGUGGCAGAGAUUCAUAACGAGGCUGGCUAGAGCAGAGAACGGAGAUCAUUUUUUCACAAGUGGAUUAAACAAAGAAAACUUGGAAAGAUGGAGCUCAUUCAAACUUCUGUGUAUUUUGGAUCCAUGGUGUUGAUGAUACAAUCGCUUUAUGUGAUCAAUUUGACGGAGGCCAAGGAUACAUUGGUCACUGACGUCGUGUCGUUUGACAUCAAGAUUGACGGCGUGGAUACGGGCACCAUAGACAUCGGGCUGUUCCGGAAGACGGCCCCGCGGACGGUAGAUAAUUUCGUAAAACUGGCCGAGGGAAACACGAAGGACGGCCUAGGAUAUACCGGAAGUCCCUUCCAUAGGAUCAUCGAUGACUUCGUUGUUCAAGGCGGUGACGUUGUCUUCCAUAAUGGCACAGGAGAGACGAGCAUCUACGGCGGACGUUUCGCAGACGAGGCGUUCACGUUGAACCACUACGGUGCAGGAUGGGUGAGCAUGGCAAAUGCCGGCCCCGACACUAACACGUGUCAGUUCUUCAUCACGGCGAAGGCGGCGAACUGGCUGGAUGGGAAACACGUGGUGUUCGGCAAGGUAGUGCGCGGCAUGUGGGUUCUCAAACAAAUUCUCGCCGUCGACACCGACAAGGCAACGGACCGCCCCCUCGUUGACGUCAUCAUCGCGAAGAGCAGCGCAAAGAAAGUUGAUGAACCAUUCACCGUUGCCAAGGUAUCGGCGGAUUGGUUAACGUAGACGCUUGAAAGGGAGGUCACGUGCUAUAAACUCACGCGCUGGGCCGGUCACGCGGUGACGUAGAUGGAGCGAGGAGAGGAGAGAUUUUCUUCAUUGUGAAGAUCACACAUGUCCUCAGGGAAAUUUACAAUGGCGUCAUACACAUUUAUAUGACGUCACAGAGGACACCUGCAAUUCAUGAAAUUAUCGAUAAUGUACCGAAUUGCAAUUGUUGUAACUGCUGUGUGAUGUUGUGCUUGCAGAUGUAAAGUUGCUUUGCAGAAAUUUACGGUUAUUUUCCUUAUUAAGUAUCUCAAUGAUAUAAUUACUUGUCAAUGAUAAUAUUCGAAAUACUUUACAUUCAUUGACUUUAAUUAAAAUACCUAUACACUUAUUGAAUUAAAUAAGGAAAUGAAUUUAGAUGUUUUAUGGACUAGCAGAGUUGGUUCAGAUGAACAAAGUAAUGAUAAAAAAAUCUUUGUUAUCAAAUAACAUAAAUUACAUGUAUAUCACUGUAUUUUCUUUUUAAUAUUUCGUCAUAUUAAAUGUAAAAUAUAACCAUGAACGUA
Molecule: messenger RNA, 1475 nt
Organism: Mya arenaria
Lineage: Eukaryota; Metazoa; Mollusca; Bivalvia; Myida; Myidae
Product: peptidyl-prolyl cis-trans isomerase 6-like
Exons: 4
Coding region: 277-927 (216 amino acids)
Biological process (GO): protein peptidyl-prolyl isomerization; protein folding
Cellular component (GO): intracellular membrane-bounded organelle
Molecular function (GO): peptidyl-prolyl cis-trans isomerase activity
Source: RefSeq, a predicted model, not a curated record